Saprolegnia diclina VS20 is the source of this 1242-nucleotide messenger RNA. RefSeq lists its product as hypothetical. The coding region runs from base 1 to 1242 and encodes 413 amino acids. The transcript has 7 exons. The record is from RefSeq and is a predicted model, not a curated record. NCBI's taxonomy places the organism in Eukaryota, Oomycota, Saprolegniomycetes, Saprolegniales, Saprolegniaceae.
AUGCGGCGAAGAGGCCAAGCUGUGCCCUUGUCCCAAGACGAGUGGGUCAAGUCGCUUCAGGAGCAGGUCGCGGCGCAGCAGGCUACCAAGCCACGCGGCCGUCGCCGCCCCGACGACGACAACGAGCCGGCUGUGCUUGCGGAGGAUGCUCCGAUGACCGCGGCCGCACCGACGGGCGGUCGACGCCGCCUCACGCAGCAAAUGACGCAAGAAGACUAUGUGCGGUCGCUCCAAGAACAGAUUCGCCUCAAGCACCAACGCGAGGCCGACGAAAAGGCUGCAGCCAUGGCCGAGCCGCCCGCGAUACUUGAAGCCAAGGCGCCGGUAGCACUACCUAUAGCAAACAAUGACGUGCGCGGCCGGCGACGCGUGCAGCAACUGUCACGGGACGAAUGGCUUGCGUCCAUCGAGCAGCAACAGCAGCAGCAACAAGCUCUCAAAGUGGACGAGCCACCCAAGCGCGGCCGCAUGACCCGCGAAGAGUACAUUCGGUCGUUGGAAGCUCGGAUCGAUCACGCGGCCGAAGAGCCUGCCGCACCCACUCCAGUGCCACUACCAGUCCCAGAACCAGAAAAAAUCCCAGCAUCAAGUCCAGAGAAACCGAACGACCCUGUCGUUGAAGAAGCGUGCAUCAGCGAUUCGGAAGAGCAACGCACAUCGCCGGCAACAACCCCCGCGGUGAAACCAAAGGCGUCCAAGCUGGUCAAGCCAAAACAAAAAGCUCCUGCUGCCAAGAAGGUAGCGAAGAAGGCGCUGUCAUCGGCCAAGGAAUUGCCACCCGCAAAUGCCAAAGCCCAUCGACGGACCCUACCGCUGCCGUCGUCACCGCCUCAAGCGCUCAAUAUCAUCGAGAUACCGUCCCCCGUUGCCGCCGUCAUGGACGCAUACAAGGAGAUCCAAGCUCAGAACGUCGCGAUGAAGGCGCAGUUGGAAGAGCAGCGGCAGUUGCUUCAAGUCAUUCGCGAGAGCAUCUCAGCACCACCAGCCGCUGCCACGCCGCCACAGCGACUUCUACCACCCGGCACGAUUGCAAAAACAGCUCGCGGACGGUCCAAGAUACCGACGCGGAGCUCAUCUUUGUCGUCCUGUGCCAACACGGCUGCCGAGUUCUUGUUUAGCGCGGCCUGCUCUCUUGGCCCCGCUCGAGUCACUUCCAAGCCCGAGUCACACCAUGCUGCGCCCCACCGCCACGCCUCCCCGCUCGAAUGGACGUCGCCAAUGUCGAACGCCGCGGGCUCUUGA